UCGGAGCCUCCUCCUCUCGCCACUUCGCCCUCCGAUUCCUAAUUCGGUCUCGUAAGCUUGGUCUUCGAUCGAGGUGGUAGAUGGCGUCUAGGGUUUUAUCUCGUAUUGCUAGAAGCGGCUCGUCCCGCCGCUUGAUUUCGCCGUCGUUCCGGCAGGAGUCUCUGGGGAAUCUCUCCGGCGGCUUGCCUCCUGCAAAGGAAUGGGCAUCAUCUACAAAUUCUUCGGCCAAGGAUGUGAGAAAGGCUGAAGGAUCGUUUAGUAAACUUUUCAGAUGGCAUAUGAUCAACAGAAAUCAUGCAGUUCAGCCUACCAUACAUGACAGAAAGCACUGCACAAUUUCUUGCUUAGUGAGAACAACUGCAUCAAAUUAUUCUACACAAGCAUCAGAACAAAGAACAAAAGAGGAGAAAAGAAAAGAUAUAUCUACAGUCGAAGAUCCCUUUGAUGCACCUACAUACAAUAUUCCAGAAAAACCAGUGACAUUUGCAGAGGGCGCUUCAUACAGUCUAAUAAUACUUGCGGGUCUGGGUGUUGCAGGCUUGGCUGCAUAUGCUGUCUUUAAGGAGUUAAUUUUUGAGCCAAAAGAGUACAAGAUUUUCGGAAAGGCUCUUGAAAGGGUGCAGAAUGAUAGUCAGGUUACUGUGAGAAUUGGCUCUCCUGUUACUGGCUAUGGCCAAGAAAGCAGAAAUCGGGCUGCUCGUCAACGUAUUCCAAAUAGGGUUUGGACUGAUGAAGAUGGUAUUGAACAUGUUGAGGUAAACUUCCAUAUUCGCGGACCACAUGGAUUUGGCAAGGUGUACACAGAAAUGUUCAAAAACCAGGCUGACAAGAAGUGGACAUUCACAUACUUGAUUGUGGAGAUCAAGUCCCCGUCGCCGGCACAACUGAUGCUAGAGUCAUAUGUUCCUGCGUAGCUCAAAGUCAAACCAGACAGUUUUAUCAGGGUGGUUCUGAUGGUUGCUAAAGGUGAGCCCCUCCACAUCUGCUGCAGGUUUCAACCAUCUGCUAGUCAAAGAAGGCAAAAUGCUUGUCAUGCUUACAUUUCAUUUUUGACAUGGCUGAGCUGUUCUUUUGGGUACCUCAAAACUUCCAUGAUGAUUCAGAUACCGUCUAAUUUCUUUCUUCCAUAUUGACGGCCAAGGAAAAAAAAGAAAAAGAAAAAGAGGUGGUUCAAAGCUAGAACUUGUGUCCUCCUAUAUCCUUUUUUUCCUCAUUUUUUUAAUACUAUGUCCUAUUCUUUUUGCUUAUGGCAUCAAGAAAAUUAUCAUGUAGGAUGAGAUGACAAUCUAUCUAGAGUGUAGUCUUUUGACCUAUUUUCAAUUGGAGGAAGAAGAUUGCAAGGUGUGCUCA
Molecule: messenger RNA, 1350 nt
Organism: Musa acuminata subsp. malaccensis (wild Malaysian banana)
Lineage: Eukaryota; Viridiplantae; Streptophyta; Magnoliopsida; Zingiberales; Musaceae
Product: probable mitochondrial import inner membrane translocase subunit TIM21
Biological process (GO): protein import into mitochondrial matrix
Cellular component (GO): TIM23 mitochondrial import inner membrane translocase complex
Source: RefSeq, a predicted model, not a curated record